Mesocricetus auratus (golden hamster) is the source of this 2431-nucleotide messenger RNA. RefSeq names its product lamin tail domain containing 1 (gene Lmntd1). The transcript is spliced from 9 exons. Gene Ontology annotation, cellular component: cytoplasm; nuclear envelope. The record is from RefSeq and is a predicted model, not a curated record. Lineage: Eukaryota; Metazoa; Chordata; Mammalia; Rodentia; Cricetidae. The coding region runs from base 182 to 1453 and encodes 423 amino acids.
UCUGAACUGCCCUCUAUGGUCCCAAUGUGAGUUUGUCUCAGAUUCUUAGCCAAUAUAAACAUUGGCAAUGCUGACACUUACAUUUUGCAGAAGAAAUUUCUUUUUAAUGACAGUGUGGCAAAGAAAUCAUUAAAUUUGAUGAACCGAACGAAGAUAGUUGGAUUAGCAGGAAAGAAAACAGAUGUCCCUGCUGACUGAGGUGAAGGACUCUCUGGAGGCCCUGACCGGCGACACCGAAAUCAUUAAGCAGGAGCCUGAAAUGCAGAAGGAAGAGAUAGGAGAAGAGAAACCUGGAAACCUGAUUCCAGCAAAACAACCAUCUUCGGUCCACUUCUUCCCGAAGAUGAUAGAUUUGGACACCGUGCCAAUACAGUCGUCACAGUCAUUUUCCCACGAAAUGCCGCUCGGCUUCUACCAUGCCCCUAGUGUUCAGAAUAGCGGUCUAAGCUUCUCAUCGGCAGGACUGCUGACUUCCAAGUCUACCAUCCUGAGCAUCACCCGAAGAGACACCAGCCUGACAAAGCAGAGCACAAGCAUCACGAUUCCAAAGAAACAGCCCCUACCGAGCCUUGACUCAGAUACGCUUGUGUUGGGGGAAGGAGAGGAUUACUUCCUUUCUUUGUUUGGAGACUCGAGGAAACUCACUGUGCAUUCGUCCCAGACUGAGGAUGUGACCAAGCACCUCUCUGUGAUCCUUGAAGAAGUUGGCCAGUUCACAUCCAGUUUUCUUGAAGACAUUAAAAUAGUUGAUGUAAAUGUCAAGGGCUUGUUUGUGAGGCUCGUUAAUUCUUCCACUGACAAAGAGAUGGAGAUUGGGAACCACAUUCUCCAACAGAACGUGAAUGGACGUGCCAUUUCCUUGUACCGAUUCCCCCCCAACAUCACAAUGCAGGCCAACUCCACAGUGACGGUGUGGGCAGCAGCAUCAGAAGCACAGUCCCAGCCACCAACCGACUUCGUUUGGGAGGAACAGAACAGGUUCCGAUCCAGUCCGGACUGCACGACCAUCCUGUGCAAACCCCACGGUGAGGCUAUUGCCUGGUACACUCCAAUCCACUGGAAGCAAGCAUGGGAGAAGUUAGAGACCGAUAUUGAAUUUGAGAGAUGUUCAGUAGUGAUUCCAACACAGAAAAGCCAUAUGUUUAGGUGGACAACAGCAUCCACGUCUACCCUAAGUAAGGAAAACCAAGAGCCAACCAAGGAAGAGACCUCCCCAUGUCAGGUAGAACAGGUCCACCCUGCUCUUACGAGAGAAAAGGAAAUCCAGCCAACCGUUUUACCCAAUCGGAGUCCUUGGUGCCGCAGUCCUUACACCCCUCCACAUCCCUACUGUUCUCUCAUUGAGUCAUGUGACUUAGACAUUCCUGAAAGCAGUUUGGGUACACAGUUGACGUCUCAGCCAGCCAAGCCCAAGUCAGCCCCAGGGACCAAGAAAAAGAAAUCAAAGUCAUAAGAAAGCAGAAAAUAAUUCAAUCAAUGAAAGUAAGUAACUAUUGUAAACUUGCUUUCCCCAUAGAAAAAUGAUAUUUCAAAUUAUUGUAAAAAGAAAAUUGAGGUUCUCACUUUAUGACUGAAGCUGGCCUUAAACUUAUGUCAAUCUUCCUGCCUCAGUCUCCUGAUGUAAUAAGGUAUUUGGAAUACUCAGAAAAUGGAUUUUUCUUUUUUCCCUCUCUUUGUUUUUUUGAAAAACAGAACCCAGCAACAGAGCUCUGACUGUCCUGUAACUUGCUGUGUAGACCAGGCUGGCCUCCAACUCACAAAGAUCCACCUGCCUCUGCCUCCUGAGCAGUGAGAUUAAAGUUGUGCCCACCAAUGCCUAGCAACUUACCUGUCUUCUCUAAUUUUCCCACACACAUUUCUGUUGCUUUCAGAUAUGUCAGGUUUUGUCUUCUUAUUACAUGAUAUACUUUCUGGGAAUGAGAAGUAAUUUGCCCCAGAUAUUCAUUUUAUCUUUGUUGGUAGGUAAGUAAUAUGUCACUGAAAUCUAGAGUCAGAACUCUACAUGUAAACCAACAUGAUCCAUUCUGUGUGAGCAACGUGUCAUUAGUUGCAUACCGGAAGCUUAAGAGCCUGUGGGGCUCCGUACUGGGACAUUUUUAAUGACAUUGAAAGACAUUGUGAUGGUGUCAAGGAUAAUGGCCCCCGUAGGCUCCAGUGUUUGAAUCUUGAUCUAGAGUUGGUGGAGCUAUUUGGGAAGGAUUAGGAGCUGUGACCCUGUUGUAGGUGUUGUGUCACUAGCUUUUGAAGUUGCGAAAAACCCAUACCAGACCCAGUUAGCUCUUCCUGCCUCAUGGUUGUGUCUCAAGAUGUGGGCUCUCAACUGCUGCUCCAGCGCCACACUUGCCUGCCUGCCGCCAUGCUCCCCACCAUGACGGUCAUGGACUCUAACCCUGUGGAACUGUAAGCCCAAAUAAACACACUUCUUUUGUAA